Messenger RNA from Entamoeba invadens IP1, 630 nucleotides. Its product is annotated as rab17, putative. NCBI's taxonomy places the organism in Eukaryota, Evosea, Mastigamoebida, Endamoebidae. Gene Ontology annotation, cellular component: Golgi apparatus; vesicle; trans-Golgi network. The transcript has 5 exons. The record is from RefSeq and is a predicted model, not a curated record. Gene Ontology annotation, biological process: vesicle-mediated transport. Gene Ontology annotation, molecular function: GTP binding; GTPase activity. Bases 1 to 630 code for a protein of 209 amino acids.
AUGGAAGACUCUACUGACGCACUCCAACUCAAAAUCAUAGUCAUUGGUGAACCAUCCGUCGGCAAGACAAGUACCAUCAAAAAGUACUGCCACGGGGUAUUUGACCAACUGUACCGAGCUACCAUUGGUGUAGACUUUGCUGUCAAAUUUGAGAAAGUUGAUGACAAGGAGGUUGAGUUAAGAUUAUGGGAUAUUGCUGGUCAGGAGAAGUACAUUGCAAUGACACGAGUCUACUAUAAUGGAGCACAUGGAGCUAUUAUUAUGUACGACGUCACAGCGCCGAAUACAUUUGGAGCGACCGAUAAGUGGAAAGAAGACUUGGAAUCGAAAGUUAAGUUUAACGAUCAACCCAUUCCAGCCCUCUUGGUCGGGAAUAAAGCAGAUCUUUUAAGCGAAGAAGAAAUGAAGACGGCCGAGAAGGAAAUGCGAGCGAAAGUCGAAGAACAGAAAUACGCCGACGGGAUCUUGACUAGCGCGAAAAGCGGACUGGCCGUUGAAGACGCUAUGAAGAAGAUUACUCAUCUCAUUUUCGAACGUUUUAAAGAACUCUCAAACCCCGCACCAGACCCUAAUAAUGUCGAUCUGUCCAAACAAAAACCAAAAGAUGGGGAAAGCUCAGGUUGUUGCUAA